Messenger RNA from Scophthalmus maximus (turbot), 1567 nucleotides. RefSeq names its product transmembrane protein 88 b (gene tmem88b). The transcript is spliced from 3 exons. Lineage: Eukaryota; Metazoa; Chordata; Actinopteri; Pleuronectiformes; Scophthalmidae. The coding region runs from base 556 to 1248 and encodes 230 amino acids. The record is from RefSeq and is a predicted model, not a curated record. Gene Ontology annotation, molecular function: PDZ domain binding. Gene Ontology annotation, cellular component: plasma membrane.
AAGCACUGUGGACACAAAUUAGAUGGAGGGGGGUAAAAAAGAGGAGGUUAAACAGAGUUUGACAUACUUAAGACAAAGACCACAGAAAUUGUGAGUGGAAUGGUUUUCAGUGGCUGAGGAAGGAACAUCUACAGCCACAACUUCAUCACAGAAGAAAAGGAACUUGAUGUUGCAUGUGUAAGAGAGAAAAAAACAGAGACCCUAUCAGUUCCACUGACAACUCUGGAUAGUGGCGAGAAGCAGCAGCAGCAGGAGAGCCGACAGCAGGAAGCCAACAUACCAGCACUAAAUAGAUACGGCUCCAAAAACACUCUUAACGCUCUUUUAAGUUCACACAAGUAAAGGAGGGGAAAAGUAAACCUGUUUAUAGGUAGAGGAGACGAGAGCCGAAAGGAUAAAGGGAAAACCAGGAGAGCUUUAUUGAAGUGUGAGUGGAGAACGUGUGCACAGAGGACUGACUGGACAGAAGUGGACUCGAGAAGAAGUAAGAAAAGCAGCAACAACCUGGAGGACGAGCAGCAAGAGGUCCACCGGGCCCCACAGCACAAUUUUACUAUGACUAUGAGCGAUACUCUAGAGAAGGGGGCCCAUCAUCAGGCCUUGGACCUGUCUGAGGAACUGCCGCCACAUCACCACCACCAACAUCACACCAACCACCACCACCAUCUCCACCACUCCCACUCUCUGGCCUCCACCACUGCUGUGGGUGGAGGCGGAGGCAGAGAAACACCCUCACGUGUGGUCGUACCUCCUCCGUACUCGGCAGCAGAGAGUGGUGGUAGGUGCAGCGACGCUCCUCUGGAGCUAAGGGGGUCCCUGGACUGCUGGGCCUGCUCAGUACUGGUAACAGCUCAGAACCUGCUGAUUGCCACGAUCAACGCCUGCCUUGCUGGACUGGUGUUUGGUACCAUCCUGACACCAGCCACUGUCAUGGUGGUGUUUGGCUUCCUCUGCCACUCUACAGUCCGCCCUCAUGGGACGACCCCGUAUUGCUCAGACCUGCUGACUGACGGAGGCUGCGUGGCUCUACUGGUAGUGGGAUUCCUCUUAGUGACCCCUCUGCUGGUCCUGGCACUGGCUGCAUACUGUCGCCUGGCCCGACACCUCCAGCUGGGCCUGUGCUUCAUCCCAUACAGCCGGGCUGUGUACAAGAACCUGCCAGCCGCGCAGCACCGUGGGCUGGGCACUGGCUGCUGCGGUGGCCGAGAUGGAGCCGAUGGCACUGGCAAGGGAAAGGUGUGGGUGUGAGAGAGGAAAAAACAGGGAAGAAAAUAAGAUGUGGAUGUUACAUUGUUAUAUAAUUACUAUUAACUUACUCCCAUGUCAAAACAACAUAAUUGACUGUUCAGAAAAAAUGUAAGUGUUGUGAGUAUUUUUAUGUCAAUUUACUGUAAGAGGGACUCUUAAUUAAUGAGUCAAAGGAACCAGAAAAAAUGAAAACAGCACAUCAGAAAGGGUUAUAUUGACACUAGAUAAACAUAAUUGUAUUUGUACGUAAAGCAAACUGUGACAGCAAUUUCUUGUGUUAUUUCCUUUUUUAUAAAUAAAGUUUUUGGAUUCAGCUACA